AUGAAUUUCAAUCUUUCAGAAUCGUUGACUUCAUUCCAAGAAGCUGCUAAGGAUUCAUUUCAAGUUGGUGACGCGGAGGAAUUAUUAGAUAGAAUCACUGGUGCUUUAGCUGUUAGUUCAGAAGCUAUAAAUGAUCAGUCAACUUAUGAAGGUUUAGAAGAGUUGGUUCACGCGUAUCCUUCUUUAAACAAGAGACAACAACAACAAGUCAUCUAUUUGGUCACUUCAAGUACUCAUAAUCAAGCCGAAAAUUCAUCAAAUAUAAUAGAUAAUGGUGAAACUGAUUUAUUCCCAUUACAUAAACAAUAUUUGGAAAUGUAUGCUUAUUUUGCUCAUUGUUUAUUAAGUUAUUUGAGUCUUGAAAAUAUGCCAACUUCAAAUCAUAAUUCAAAAAAAGUUACAAAUCAAGCUUUAGAAAUUUUCAAAAAUAAUUGUACACAAUUAGAAAAUAUAAUGAAUUCUAUAUGUGCUGUUUUCAAAUUAAAUUUAAAUAAAUUAUUUACAACUACCCCUGAAAGAGAUUUAUUUAUAAGUUCAUUUACAAGACCAAUUUAUAUUCUGAUGGAAAAUGAACCAAGAAUUAAAGUUACAAGUGUUAAAAUGUACAUGUUUAAAGUUAUUUCAAUGGCUGUUAAAUUUCAUGGUCAUGGUUCAGCUGCUCAAAGUGCUAUAGUACAAAAUUUAACUUAUUUUAGUCAUUUAAAUGCAAUGAUGGCUGAAUUAUUACAAAUUUUAAAUGAUCAAUAUGAUCAUUUCCAAUUAACUGAAGAUGUUUUAAGAGAAGUUAGUAAUAAAGAAUUUAAUAGUAAUGAUAAUAAUGGUCCAAAGCAAAUCUCUUUAUUUAUUGUUAAAGUUUCAGAAUUAAUCCCAAGAAUCUUAUUAAAACAAAUGACUCUGGUUUCUCAAUUAUUGAAUAAUAGUUCAUAUACUUUAAGAUGUGCAGUGGUGGAAGCUUGUGGUAAUAUUAUUAUUGAAAUAAGUAAAGAUGAAGAUGAAUUAGAACGUUAUAGAAAUCAAGCUUCAGGUUUAUUAGAUUUACUGAUUGAAAGAUUUUUAGAUCAAAAUCCUUAUGUUAGAACUAAAGCUAUUCAAUCAAUUUUAAAAUUAUGUGAAAUUGAUGCUAAAUUUACUAAAUAUCGUCAAACAUUUGUGGAAAUUUCUGUUAGAUCAUUAGAAGAUAAAAGUUCAUUAGUUAGACGUAAUGCCGUUAAAUUAAUGUCACGUCUUGUCUUGACACAUCCAUUUGGUGCUUUACAUGGUACUCAAUUAACUUUAUCUGUUUGGGAAAAAAGAUUACAAGAAGCUCAAAAGGAAUUAAAGGCCCUGGAACCUGCUGAUACAACUGAAGCUGUUGUAGAAAGAAACUUAGAACAUGAUUCUGAUGAAGAAGAUGAAGAAGAACCAGCUUCAAGAAUUGAAAAAGAAAGUGAUACAAAUACAAUUUUUAAAAUUAAAUUAACAAUUAAAUAUUAUGAAGAUGCUAUAGAAUUCAUUCAAUUAAUUCAUCAUGGUGUUGAAGUUGCUUCACAAUUAUUAUAUUCAAAAAAUAAAAAUGAAGUUAUUGAAACUAUGGAUUUUUUCGUUUUAGCUGAUGCUUAUUUUAUUGAAAAUGUUGGAACUGGUAUUCGUCGUAUGUUACAUCUUGUUUGGAUGAAAACAAAUAAUGAUGAAGGUAUGAAUGUUGCAAAUCAUUUGGUUGAAUGUUAUAAAAAUUUAUUUUUAUUAGCACCUGAAGAUGCUUCAGAAUUAGAACAAGCUGCUUUAAUUGCAAAAAAUUUAAUUUCAUUAACUUAUUCAGCUACUGUUCCAGAAUUAGCUUCAUUAGAAAAAUUAUUAGGAUUAAUGUAUGAAUCUUCAUUAAUUAAUGAAACUGUUAUUAAAGUGCUAUGGCAAAUUUAUAGUUUCCAAAAUCAAACUUUUUCUAAAAAACAACGUCGUGGUUCUAUAAUUGUUUUGGGGAUGCUUGCAUUAUCCGAUAAUGAAAUUACAAUGAAAGGUAUUGAUGCUCUUUUAACUAUUGGUUUAGGUCCAAAGGGUAAAGAAGAUUUAAUCUUGGCUAAAUAUUCAUGUAUUGCACUUUAUAGAGUUGUUCCAAAUGAUAAAAAUAUAACUUUAUCCAAAGUACCAAGAGAAAAAGAAGCUAUUGAAAAACUAGGUUCACUUUUAAUUGAAUAUAAUUCAAAUAGUGAAUAUUUUAGUGUUGCAGAACAAGCUAUAAAUACAAUUUUCAAUAUUUCAAGUAAACCUGAAGAAGUUACUACUGAAAUAAUAAAACAAAAAACCAAGAUGACUUUUGGUAAACUGAUAGAAGGUCAAUCACAAGUUGUUUCAUUAUCACAAUUAUUAUUUAUAGUUGGUCAUGUUGCUAUAAAAGUUAUUGUUCAUCUUGAAGUUCUUGAAGGUCAAUUUAAAAAAAAGAAAAUUGAAGCAGAAAUUGCUAAAAAUAAAGGUGAUAAAAAAGAUGAAGAUGCUAAUGAAUUAGAAAUGAUUGGUGGUACUUCAGAAGAUGAUUUUGCAGAUGCAGUUGCCUUCAUUAAAGAAAAGGAAAUUUUAUAUGGUGAAAAUUCAUUAUUAGCUAAAUUUGGUCCAUUAGUUAAAGAAAUUUGUUCAAAUAAUCUUAAAUAUGAUAAUAAGAUUUUACAAAGAUCUGCAGUUCUUUGUAUGGAAAAAUUAAUGUGUGUUUCAUCAAAAUAUUGUGAAGAUAAUUUAGCUUUAUUAAUUACAAUUAUGGAACGUUCAACUGAUCCAAUUAUUCGUUCAAAUGCAGUUUUAGGUCUUGGUGAUAUGGCUGUUUGUUUUAAUAAUUUGGUUGAUGAAAAUACAGAUUUCUUAUAUCGUCGUUUACAUGAUGAUGAAUUAAUGGUUAAACGUACAUGUUUAAUGACAAUUACAUUUUUAAUUUUAGCAGGUCAAGUUAAAGUUAAAGGUCAAUUAUCACAAAUGGCUAAAUGUUUAGAAGAUGAAGAUCAAGGAAUUAGUGAUAUGUGUAAAUUAUUCUUUACAGAAUUAGCAACUAAAGAUAAUGCAAUUUAUAAUGGAUUUAUUGAUAUUUUCAGUGGAUUAUCAAAUGAUGAAGAUUUAAGUAAAGAUGCAAUGAAACGUAUAAUUAAAUUUUUAGUUUCAUUUAUUGAAAAAGAAAGACAUCAAAAACAAUUAAGUGAUAAAUUAGUUCAAAGAAUUAAUAAAGUUGAAAAUGAAAAACAAUGGAAUGAUGUUGCAUUUGUUUUAGGUGCAUUACCAGUUAAAAAUGAUACAAUUACACAAAUUUUAGAAGAUGGUUAUAAAAUGGUUGCAGCUCGUACAUGA
Molecule: messenger RNA, 3306 nt
Organism: Hansenula ciferrii
Lineage: Eukaryota; Fungi; Ascomycota; Saccharomycetes; Phaffomycetales; Wickerhamomycetaceae
Gene: YCS4
Product: condensin subunit YCS4
Exons: 1
Coding region: 1-3306 (1101 amino acids)
Biological process (GO): meiotic chromosome condensation; mitotic cell cycle; mitotic chromosome condensation
Cellular component (GO): condensed chromosome, centromeric region; nucleus
Molecular function (GO): histone binding
Source: RefSeq, a predicted model, not a curated record